GGACUCUUUGUCAAGCCCUCCUUUUUUACUCUCUCUACUCUGUUGGUAGUACUUGCUGAACGCUUUCUCAAAAUUUCUUAUGGCCCGCGCGGCUUCUGUCUCUGCCUCCUUAUAUUGCGCAGCCCAUCUGGUUAAUGCGACCUUGAUCUUCGCAAACCGUGGACGUGUGGGCCCAUUCUCUGUCGGCAUUGGAGCGGCCAUAUGCGGUACAAGAUCCCAAGUCGCUCGCUACUGGUAUAAGCAGCAAAUCACACGAGGCACGUCAAGACCGAUCCUCGAGAUGAGGGAAUAAAGGAAACAACGCGAGGGCCCGCUUGGCAAUGCUCCUUUGGGAACAAAGGCGGAGCACAUGACGG
Schizophyllum commune H4-8 is the source of this 356-nucleotide messenger RNA. RefSeq lists its product as uncharacterized. The record is from RefSeq and is a predicted model, not a curated record. The transcript has 4 exons. NCBI's taxonomy places the organism in Eukaryota, Fungi, Basidiomycota, Agaricomycetes, Agaricales, Schizophyllaceae. Bases 80 to 292 code for a protein of 70 amino acids.